Rubroshorea leprosula is the source of this 2267-nucleotide messenger RNA. The record is from the annotation of a GenBank genome assembly. Lineage: Eukaryota; Viridiplantae; Streptophyta; Magnoliopsida; Malvales; Dipterocarpaceae.
CAUCAAAUUCCAUGUUUAAAUCUCACAAUCACUAGGAAAUAAUUUGACUCCCAUAGAUUUUACUUUCUCCAAGUGGUUACUCCACUUUCCUAAUGAAUAUCAUUGACUUCAGAGAAUUUGAGCACUCUUUAGUUUUGUUUUCAAUUGAGAAAUAGAAGAAAACACACGGAGAGGUUGAUUGACCUGAUGGAUACCAAGAAAUUUCUCCUCUUCAAGAAUUCCUACUUUGUUUUCCUUCUUGCAUCCAUGAACGAGUUCUUUUUCAUAAACUUGUCUCGAGCUCUUGGGUUUUUCUGGGUUUUUGUCUCCAAGUUCAUCUUCAGAUUGCAGGGUAAUGAAAAUUGUGCGAACGAAUCAGGGUUUGAUGUGUUUAAGGAAAAACGGAGUAUCGAAUGCACUGAGAAUGAACACAGAGACAGAGAGAAUGGUCUGAUGGCUGCAAGUAGUAAAUAUGAGUUUUCUGGUAGGGCAGAUAUCAGCGGAUUCAUCGAAGAACCGAAAACAGAGGGCUUUACCCUGCUUGAGUUCGACAGGGGUUCAGGUGAUAUUGCGGAAUCUGCUCAAACUAAUAGUCCAGAACAUAAAUUGGGAAGAGAUAAUAGGGUCAACGGGGAAACAGGAAGUCUUGUCGAAAGUCAUGUUUUUGGAAAAAUUACUGAGGAACAAGAAAUAGAGGCCAAUACUGUUUUUGAAGGGAAAACAGAGGACUCUGUUGAAGAAGAAGCAGGGGACUCUGUUGAAAAGGAAGCAGGGGACUCUCUAGAAAGUUUCGUCAUUGAAAAGAAACCAAGGAAAAAAGAACAUAGAAUAGGAGAAGACGAUCUUGUAGAAGAUCAGAGAUCAGAGAAUUCUGUUCAGGGUAUGGAGAAACAUGAAGAGGAAAAUGAAGAAAAGAGGGACGUUGUUGAAGUGAAAACAGAGGCCUCAGUUCUAACUUCUUCUAUAAAUUCAGAUGAUCAGGUAACUUUCAGUCCUGGGAAUUCUAAUGAAAAUGUUGAGAUGGAUGAAUGUGUAGAAUCCAAUCCUCAAGUUGAGAAUUCAAGUAUUGCGAAUGAAGGUUCGGAUGAUGAUGAAGAUGAUAGUCCUGAAGUUCAGCAGCUGAAAAUGCAAUUCAAACUGGCUAGAACAGGGGGACUUCCCACCAUUUCAGAAGAUUCCGAGUUUUCGAAAAUGAUAGAAGAACUUCAGCCACUGAAGAUUGAUGUCAAGUUGGAUCACAUUGCAGACAUUCAAAAGGUCUACAAGAGCUACUCAGACAGAAUGCGAAAACUGGACAUCCUAAAUUCCCAAACUAAACAUGCCAUCGGUUUGCUUCAGCUGAAUGACCCAGUUCGAAUAAUUGCAAAAUCUUCUGCUAUGCCUACGUCUCUCUUAACCAAGAAUAUAUGGCCAUUCAAGCAACAGAGGCCUGAGACUGACCGAACUGUGAAGUUGAUUAGAGACUUGCAUAGAGACUUGGAAAUAGUUUAUGUUGGACAGACAUGCCUUUCUUGGGAAAUACUCUGUUGGCAACAUGGUAAACUACAAGAGUUGCUUCAGCAUGAUGCACAAGGGAUUCAUCGGUUUAUUCAUGUCACCGCGGAAUUUCAAUUCUUUCAAGUGCUAGUACAUAGAUUUUUAGAGAAUGAACCGUUUCAAGGAAUGCCAAGGGUUGAGAAUUAUGUAAAGAGCCGAUGCUUACUUCCGAAAUUUCUCCAGGUUCCCAAGAUUAAAGGUAACAAUGGAACAAGAGUAGAGGAGGAAGAUGCAAGUGCAAUGUUGACAGAAAUAGUAGAGGAAUCGAUGCAGGUGUUCUGGGAAUUCCUUCGUGCGGAUAAAGAUGAAACCAGUUUAAGCUUGAAGGGUCCUCAGCAAAGACAGGUUGCUCCACAAGACCCUCUUGACUUAGGGCUUUUGAUGGAAGUUCAGAGACAUCUUCAGAAUAAGGAGAAGAGGCUUAAAGAGAUAAUGAGAAUUACAAACUGCAUAGUGAACAAGCUGCAGAAGCAACAAAGGACUGCAUUGGAUCAUGCGGUGUUUAUCGCCCAAGUGGAACUAAAACUGGUUUCAAGAGUGCUGAACAUGUCUAAGCUAACCACAGAUCAUUUAGUCUGGUGUCAUGAGAAGUUAGAAAAAAUGCGUUUUAGAAGUAGAAAAUUAGAGAUAGAGCCCUCAAUGUUGCUUUUCCCUUGUUGACAUGCUGACAUGCAUGCUUAGUUGCAAAUAUGGUGCCUAUUCAAAAAACCUUGGUUGUAAAUACACAGUGCAAAUAGAAGCUCGGAUUUCUG